AUGGCGAAAAAUACUUCCAGCUCUGCGUUCCGAAAAAUUGAUGUGGACCAGUACAAUGAGGACAACUUCAAGGAAGAUGACGCGGAUCAGGCCUCCAGUGGGAUGAUAGUGCCGGAUGAAGCAGAAAUCAACUCACUACUGAAUCAGGGUCGUAAUAUUGAUGCCCUGAAAACAGUUCUCCAGAAUGCGCCGCUGAUGUGCAAAAACCAGCAAGUAAAGGAUAAUGCGCUAGGCCUCACACUGCGUGUGCUACUAUCGAUUAAGUCGUCCCAAAUCGAUGCCGCCAUCGAAUCACUGGAUGAUCCGGAAUUGUGCGACGUACUUAUGAAGUACAUUUACCGCGGGUUCGAAAUUCCCUCCGAAGGAUCGAGUGGCCAUUUGCUAACCUGGCACGAGAAAGUAUUUGCUAAAGGUGGCGUAGGAAGUAUCGUGCGAGUGCUAUCGGAUAGUGCCCGAGCAUAA
Molecule: messenger RNA, 462 nt
Organism: Anopheles marshallii
Lineage: Eukaryota; Metazoa; Arthropoda; Insecta; Diptera; Culicidae
Gene: Arpc5
Product: actin-related protein 2/3 complex subunit 5-C
Exons: 2
Coding region: 1-462 (153 amino acids)
Biological process (GO): cell migration; regulation of actin filament polymerization; Arp2/3 complex-mediated actin nucleation
Cellular component (GO): actin cytoskeleton; Arp2/3 protein complex; cytoplasm
Molecular function (GO): actin filament binding
Source: RefSeq, a predicted model, not a curated record